Coregonus sp. 'balchen' is the source of this 7702-nucleotide messenger RNA. The record is from the annotation of a GenBank genome assembly. Lineage: Eukaryota; Metazoa; Chordata; Actinopteri; Salmoniformes; Salmonidae.
CUCUUUAGGUGUGUCUGGACGUGUAAGGCAAGUUGAAGAGCCCCUCUCCCCCUUCCCCUUGGUCCAGUGGUCUUGUCGGGGAGGGUGGAUCCCCUGUGUUUUUUCUGCCCUGACGCCCCCCGCCGCCCUGUAAAUUCAUGAUCACAUGACCUUGGAUAUGGACGCAGUCCUGUCCGACUUUGUCCGUUCCACUGGAGCCGAACCAGGACUAGCCAGAGACCUGCUAGAGGGUGAGUUGCAAGGCAUUCUGGGAUCGAAUAGAUUGUUUUAUUGUCAACUGAUAGUGAGAUGCAUGAAUUGAGCAGUGCACCUCUCCAGUUAGAGCUGUUAGUAGCUGUUGGUUAGGUAAGCCAUCAUAUAGAAGAUAAAUCCAGAAGAGACUGAACUCUUGUUGCCUAGCAGCAGCACAAGUUGCAGAUAAGAAUAUGGGUUAAAAAUGUAAUGCACUGCAGUACGGCAGUCAGAGACAAGACGUGCUCAACAUUCUAAUAUUUACUCAAGCAACAGAAUGUGUCAGUGGCCUUUACAUAAGAUAACAGUCACUAUGGUUCUGUUGACAUAUGUUAACUAUUUAAAGUCAUGAGUGUUGAGCGGAUCUGAAUGUUAUAGAAUCAGUUGGCUUUUUUGGUCAGGUUUGACUUGUUGUCCUCCCGUUUGCAGGGAAGAACUGGGAUCUCACCGCCGCCCUCAGCGACUUUGAACAGCUGCGACAAGUGCACGCUGGGAACCUGUCGUACUCUUUUGCUGAGGGGAGGACGUACCCAGCCCCGGAGAAGGAGAUGGCCAGGGUGGGGAGGCCCCUUCUUCACCGUCAAGAUGAGGUGCUGCAAGGUGAGAACAAUGGCAAGUAAAACAUAUUUUUGGCAUAACGUCACUUACUCACAACCACUUAUCUGUUGUUGUCCUCUUGUUCUCCUCAUUGUGAUAAACUAGAACACUCUCUCCUUUUUUUGUUUUGUUAGUGCACCAUGUCUUUUUUUGUCAAUUCUCUCAAGUCAGCCUUCCUUGUUUAUUUUUUCCCUUGUCCAAUUUCUCUUUCCCACCCCUUCACACAACUAACCUAAACUCAUCUUUCUCUUUUGUGAUACCUCCCUCCGCAGCCACAGAGAAGCGUCUAUCGAGAGGUAUCUCCCAUGCCAGCUCUACCAUUGUGUCCCUGGCGCGGUCACACGUCUCCAGUACGGGCAGCAGUAGUAGUGAGCCCCUUCUGGACACGCCUCUGUGCACGUUCCAGCUGCCGGACCUCACCGUGUACCGGGACGACUUCCGCGGCUUCAUCGAGAGGGACCUCAUCGAGCAAUCUAUGAUGGUGGCCUUAGAGCACGCUGGUGAGUUUAACUGCACGGAUCCCACUGCUGCCACCAAUUACAAAUACAUGUCUUUAUUCACUUCUGAGGCAAUCUUGUUAAUUGUGUUCUGUAGAUGACCGUCUACACCAUAGUUUCUCAGUACGACACGUGCGGGCUGAAUUGUUUUUAGUGUGAAUGAAACCGCGAGUGACUGUUCUGUUUACGUUAAGGCCGACUCAAUUGGUGGACACGGGUGGGACCUAACUGUCAGAGUCUAUUGCCACUGGCGACGAGUGGGGACGGAAACUGCCUGUUACAUGCAGCAUCAUUGGGUGAGUGUCAUAGCCUUUCAAACAAGAUCCAAAUCUAACGUGUAAGGUCAUACUCUGCUAUAUCAAUCAAUGAUGAGAGCUUCAUUGUUAGCUAAAGUAAGCCCUUGACUAAUUGCGGUACACAUUAUAGCUAAGCGGCAGUGUCCUGCUGAAGAGGCUUAGCCCAGAGCAAUUAACUAGGAGCCAAAUGAUGUGUGAGCAUUGUAGCUAAAAUGCCUUGUAAUCCAUCCUUAGAAAUGGGGCUUUAUUAGUGAUAUUCCUGAAGCUGAGGCCCAUAAUGGCACCGUAGGCUAAUUAGGAACAUAACUCACACAUCAAACAACUUGCCUUUGUGCCUAGAGUAAGGUUUGUAUGUAACCACUGGUUUUUCUUUCUUUGGGAUGGUGGUGUUAAUACUAUGUGCCUGUAUGGCCUUGCAGGUAUGUGGGGCUUUCAUGACCGUGACCUGAUGCUGCGGAAGUCUCUGUAUGCACUGAUGGACCACGGCCAGGAGAGGGAGUCGCUGAGACGCAGGUGGAGGUGGCAGCAGACCCUGCAGAACAAAGAGGUGGGGGAUUCACUAGGAUGGAUCCAUGUGAAACUUAGUCCAAGGGAUUGUUUACGGCCCAAACUUCCAUUUCAGUGCAUUGAAUUGUGUGUGUGUGUGUCUCUCCACAGUCUGGUCUGGUGUACACGGAAGAGGAGUGGCAGAAGGAGUGGAAUGAGCUGCUAAAACUGGCCUCCAGUGAACCUAGGAUACACUACAGCACCAAUGGCAGCAAUGGGUAAGACCUGCCUGGGACGGGACAAAACAGGGACUGUUGACUAGCAAUUAACUGCUAUUAAAGGGAUUUUGGCAAUGAAGCCAUUUAUCUACUUCCCAGAGCCAGAUUAACUUGUGGAUACCAUUGUUAUCUCUGCUUCCAGUAUGACGGAAGUUAGAGGUAGUUGUGUGAGCCAAUGCUAACUAGCGUCAGUACAGUGAUUGAAAGUUUACCGGAACAGCUAGCAUGCUUGCUGUUCCCAUAGACUUCCAGUAAUUGCGCUAACGCUAGUUAGCAGUUGCGCUAUCGCUAGUUAGCGACUUCCUUCAAACUGCACGCAGAGACAGAAAUUUGACGCAUUAUUUAUGUUAAGUAUGUAUACUAUUAUAUUAAGUUUGAUGCAUGCCACAUGCAGGCCCUUCACAACCUCUGUUUUGGAACAAAGCCUAUUAAGAUAGCAAGAGGAAAAUGUUAGAUAGUGGCUACCUGUGUCACUUCCUGCGUGUUUCCUGGUCUGACCCGGUUUGUUUCUAAUGUGCAGGACGGAGUCAUCAGAGGAGCCUGUGUACGAGAGUCUGGAGGAGUUUCACGUGUUCGUCCUGGCCCAUGUCCUGAGGAGGCCCAUAGUAGUGGUGGCAGACACCAUGCUCAGAGACUCUGGAGGAGAGGGUAAGACAGCACAUUUUGAUAUUACCAUUUGGCUGCCUUACAUCCAUAAGCUGUGUUUUAUGAACUUCAGUGUUGUAAUGGAUUGUGAUGUUUUAUGCUAAACGGUAUUCUCCUCCUCCUUCCCUCACCAGCUUUUGCCCCCAUCCCAUUCGGAGGGAUCUAUCUGCCCCUGGAGGUGCCAGCUGCCAAGUGCCAUCGCUCGCCCUUAGUACUGGCGUACGACCAGGCCCACUUCUCUGCCCUCGUCUCCAUGGAGCAGAAGGACGGCUCCAAAGAGCAAGGUAAUGUUACGCAUCAAUCAUCAUCAUCAUCAUCAUCAUCAUCAUCCUCUUAACUACCUAUUACAACACGCCGACACGUCUCAUAGUGAAGUGGAACACUUGCAUAGACUAGACCUCACCAAAGUGGAGACUAGACCUCACCAAAAACAAUUAUUUUUGACAGUCAGUAUUUUUCUACAACAAAAAAGUCUGAGAUUAGGGGUACCUGUGACAUCUCAGAUUUCUUGGUUGGGUUUUGAUUUCAAGUAAUUCGCUUGACUGACACGGGUGUUUGUUCGUAAAAUAACACUCACUUGACGCUCCUACUGAAGAGUAGCAUUCUGAUCUCACAACAUCAGUCAAACACUGAAGCUAAAGUUGGCUAGCUUGCUAGCUACUUCCAGACACAAAAGAAAGAAUACCUCCCUUUUUACCAUUUUACUAACCCUAGAAGAGCUAGUUAGACUGUUCUCUUAUCUAGAAUGGUUAGUGACUAACUGUCCUACUGGCAACAAUUGAAUUACGUUCUUUAGCCAAUCUUUACUGAAACAUGUAAAAACUGGGUGUACGUCAUUUGUAAAUUCAUCAAUUAUUCUCCACUCUGGGACUCUCAAACCAGAGUACUAAUAUCAGAGUAGAUUGCCAGUGUUUACGAACUCACCCCAUGUGCGACAACACACACAAUAAUCAGCUACAUCAAAGUACGCCUCCAAGACACAUCUAGUCUUUUCAGUUGCAUUUCUUAAUGAGGCAUAGGAAAACCGAGGCGAAAUUGGCCGUUACAGUCCCUCUUUUUAAUUAGUACUUUGCAUCAGUCGAAUGACAAUUGCUGGAUGAAAACAUUCCAUUAAUUUUACUUUGAACGUAUUUGCUCCCUCUCCCCCACAGUUGUGAUCCCUCUCACUGACUCGGAACACAAAAUGCUGCCUGUACACUUUGCAGUGGACCCUGGGAAGGACUGGGAAUGGGGCAAGGAUGACAUGGACAAUGUCAUGUUGGCAAGGUAUGACCUGAAUCAUUGCGCUUGAACAUCAAAUUGAGUCUGCAUUACCCCCUCCAAAAACACACACACACACACACACACAGUCACUAUGGCCUCGUAGGACCUAGUAUCCGUGGUGGUUAGGGAUUGACCCCUGCUCCAGAUUAGAGAAACGCUUAUCAGUGAGAGUGAGAUUAGCACUAAAUGCCUUCUAUAAUUGGAAUAGAGGAGAAUACAGAAAUAGCCUGAAAUAAAUAUAACUGGAUAUGUAUUCCACUGGAUUAAGAUUUGCUGUUGUGUUUCAACUGGAAUGGUGUACAAAAAUAACUUUUUUAUGGAAUAAAUACAGUGCCUUCAGAAAGUAUUCACACCCCUUGACUUUUUUCGGAAGGCACUCUACGUAGUUGGUGGGAAAAUUGAUUAUAGAAACAUUUGUAUGGGAGAAUUUGAGUUUCAGCUCUACACAACUAUGCAUUCAUGUUGGCUACAUUUCUGGCACAGUAAAUCAUUUAUGCAUUAUUAAAGGUUACAUAGUUUCAAGUUAGCCAUUUGGGGCUCAAGACUUGGAACAGAUGACACUCCAUUAGCCUAGUUUGAAUAACCGUCAUGUUACCAGACAUCACUUAUAUUUAAAUUACAUUUACAUUUUAGUCAUUUAGCAGACGCUCUUAUCCAGAGCGACUUACAGUUAUUGAGUGCAAACAUUUUUCAUACUGGCCCCACGUGGGAAACGAAACGUAGGUAGCCUAGUUCUUAUUUCCCCUUCUCUAAAUGAUGCAUGUAAUAUUCUGGGAAGCAGCCUUUUCUCUAAACGUUUCACCCAACAUGGGUACUGUUAGGGGCAUGACGAGGCGAUUUCACCCUCCGUUGAACUUUGACCUGUCUGUCUCCCUCCCUCAGUGUGACCCUGUCCCUGGAGGCGAAACUCCAGCUGCUACACAGCUACAUGACUGUCACCUGGCUGCCCCUGCCCUGUGAGGUACAGGUUAACCUCCUUACUAUCAUCUUUUAUGUUCUCAUUCACUAAGGGUGAAUCCUAACUCCUAACACAUUUUCACUAAGUCAUGCAUUGAUGUCAAUGGGAGACUAAGUGAACAUUUGAGUUAAGUGGCGGUUUGGAUUCAGCCCUCGUUGCAGAUCAUUUUGUAACAGUAGCAUACCUGAACACCCCCCUCCAAAUUGUUUCUGAAUGUAAAGCUUACAUCAAAUGCUACUUACUUGGUUAUGUUUUUAGCAUGUUGUAAUGGAUGGUUAAAUUGAAAUGAACACAGACUAUUUGAGAGAUGUUAAAUGUAGAUAAGCUAUAUACAGUGUUAAGUGUUACAUAACUGUGUGGGUUUCUGUUAUUAGGUGGGUCGUAUUUUUCUGUUUUGAUCUGGUCGGUAAUUAUUCCCUUCCUGCUGCACAAACCCCAUGUGAAAACAAACCACACAUAAAAUGACGUCACACUAAAUGGUUUGAAUGGCCUUUUUGUGCGUUCCAAUCUAAUGCCGGGGAGUUAGAAAGGAUAUCAAGCUCAUGGCAAUUUCACCGUUGACUUCUAGUGAGAGGUAGCAAUAGAAUAAUCUCUGUUGGAGUUCUGUGAGGUUUUCUAAGACUUUCCAAAAAAAAUACGAGGACGUUGGUGUUACCUUUAGCUCUUCGGUGGUCACAGUUAUGGGGCUUGGCAGAGAGGACCGUUUUUAUAACUGUCCAUUGUGUGAACUAGAGUGAUGCAUCAUCAUUGUCUUCAUUCUAGGUCACACCAUCUCCAAUUAUAGCAUGUAUAUUUUCCAAUAGAAUUGAUAGAAAUGACAGAGAAGCUUUCUGAACUGAAUCAUCUGUACGUUUCUCUCCUGCGCUUAAUCUCUGUUGCUCUCUGCAUCACUCACACCCCCUCCCUUUUCUCAUCUUUAUUUAUCUUCCCUAUAAUUCAUAAUCGGUGUGUCUGUUCUUUCAGCAGGCACCUUUGGCCCAGCCCGAGUCCCCCACCGCCUCUGCAGGAGAGGACGCCCGCACCCCUCCCGACUCAGGAGAAUCCGACAAGGAGUCGGUCAGCAGCAGCUCCAAUGGCAACGGUGAUGCGAUGACGACAGCAGGGUCGGCCAGCGCAGGUGGAGGUGCGUCGGCUAAGAACAGCUCCUCCUCCUCCAGCUCGUCCAGUAACAGCUCGGCGGCGACGGGGGAAAAGGAGAAGACCAAGAAGGAGAAAGACAAAGACAAGAAGAGGGCUGACUCUGUGGCCAACAAGCUGGGCAGCUUCGGCAAGAGCCUGGGCAGCAAGCUGAAAAAGAACGUGGGCGGGCUGAUGACCGGGAAGAAUGCAGGAGGAGGCGGGGCUAAGCAAGAGGGCACAGAGAAGAAGAAAAGUUCGCUGAGGGGGCGGAAGGGCAGCAAGGACAGCUCGCCUUCGGCCCACGCCUCCGAGGACUCUGGGAAGGGCUCUCCGUCAUCGGGCAGCGAGCGUCAGAAUGGCACGGGCGGCGGCAGCAGCGGCGGAAGCAGCGAGAGUGACCCGUAUAAGUACAGCGCUGACGUGAAGGCGAGCCUGGGCAUCAUGCGGGCGGCCAUGCAGGGCGAGAGGAAGUUCAUCUUCGCUGGCCUGCUCACCACCAGCAACCGCCAGCCCUUCCAGGAGGAGAUGAUCCAGCGCUACCUGUCUGAUGCUGAGGAGCGCUUCCGGGUCGAGCAGGAGCAGCAGCGGAGAGAGGCAGAGCGGAAAGGAAGCACCAACGGCAUCCAGCAGCCCAAGAAGGAGGCAUCGACGGGCACAGAGGUGAGCUACCGCACCUAUGAACCGAAAGAGGAGCCGGCUGAGAGCUCACCGCCCACCUUCAGCCACCUCAAGUCGUCCUCAUUCAGCCCCUCGCUCUACUCCGGCGUGGUGCCCAUCUCCCGGCCAACCUUCAUGGACCAGGCGUCCUCCCCGGCCCCCGCCCCGCUCACUCAGCACCCGCACAUGCACGGCUACAUGGAGACGCGGCGCCAGCUGGCAGGCGGCUCCCCAGCAUUGUCCUAUCCCGGCCUGCCCUCCUACGCCACCCUCCCCCGCCACUGCCCCAUGGCGCAGGGCCCCCCUCACCCCCAGUUCCACCCCCCGCAGGCACCGGCACCCCUCAGCCCCUCUCGCGUCAUCCCCUCUUUCUCCCCCUCGUACCUCCCCGAGCACGACCCUCCAGACUACCCCACCUCGGUGCCUGUAGGUGGGUGCUACACUAACGGAUUCCGGGAUGUGCGCUCCGGCCUGGAUGUUCCUCGCAGCGGGCCUCUCCCGGUCAGGCACUACUCCUUGGGUAGCGCCGGAGGCCUGUCCAGCCUCCAGUCCAGCCGCUGCCGGACACCCAGCUGCAACUACUACGGACACCCCGAGACGGGCAACUACUGCUCUUGCUGCUACCGUGAGGAGCUGAAGAGGAGGGAGACGGAGCCGGCCAUCCACAGGUUCUGA